Linnemannia hyalina is the source of this 4506-nucleotide messenger RNA. NCBI's taxonomy places the organism in Eukaryota, Fungi, Mortierellomycota, Mortierellomycetes, Mortierellales, Mortierellaceae. The record is from the annotation of a GenBank genome assembly.
AUGCACUCCUUUAUGCCGGACUGGAAGUUCGUUAACGAGGCUGCAGAACAAAUCCUGCACGAGGGAUUCAAUGGGGAUCUAUAUCAGCGACUAGGAGGAGCUUUUAUUGCUUCAGAGGCCCAACCCAUAGCACAGGGUCAAGCGUCCGUCGCCUUUCGCUUUAUCAACAAGCACCACUUGGCACUAAAUUUCAGCACAACACCCUCUCUUGCACGGCUUAUCAUUGCGAUCUUGGAUGGCUCAUGGACACCGGAGCGUGGUGAGAGGAACGAGACCGGAUUUUUGCUGCUUUGGAGGAACCAGGAAAACACCAUCACAUAUCCCAUUCCACCUUCAAGCUUUCUUCUUCGCUACAUCUCAGCACUAUUGCACAUCAACAUAUUCCUGUUUGACACCGCCGCCCGCCCCAUUGUCAUCACCCAUCCCUAUCCAAAAGGAGUUGUCGGUAUUCUUCAUGAUGCAUCGUCCAUUCUGGGAUACUCGGACUACAAUAUACUCGGACCAACUCGUACGGAACAGGACGAUCUUUUCAUUGAUCUACGGCCACCAACACCCCCGUCUCUACCACUUCCACCAGGACCUGCUGCGACAUUCCGAACCGCCAAACGACCGCGCCAGCAGAGAGAAGGAUGCGAGAUCGACAGGGUCGCACUAGAGACCAUCUACAAGGAGGAAUGUGAGGCCCGAGUCAAGAAGGAGGCGGCCGAUCAGUGCCGCACGGCGAAGAAGCGUGCAAAGAAGGAGGCAGAUCCGAGGGAAGCAUUGGAGAAGGCACAUAUUGAUGCAAAGCAAGCGGAAGAGAAACGUGUAAGAACGCCUCGGGGAGUCAUGAAUGAAACUGCUCGACGCGUUCGCCAACACUGCGGCAUCAACGACGAAGAGGACUUUACCAACCAUCACGCAUCGAUGAUGAUUACCCACCCUAUUGGAGAACCUCAGACCGUUACUGGACGAGCUCUAGCGACAUAUAAGGCGGCCUUAUCAAGACACUUUGACAUGGCAUGGAUCGAGGAACAGGACCACAUAUCUGAUCCUACCGUUGCUUCAGCAAACUCAACAACUAUCGCCCCAACCCCAUCGGACAUCGACGCCCAGGAUGACAACAGCAUUCGCACUAUUACCCUACCUCUUGCGAAGCUGCUCAGGACGGAUCUCCCCACGAAGGAUCAAGAUUACAUCACCAAGAGGCUAAACGACGUACAGGGUGAGGUGUCUGACUUUAUGGAAUCCGUUGCCAUGGGAGCGGACGACUACUUCAAGGAGAACCCGAUCGUGGAAGCGGGAGUCAUUACUCCGGAGUGGCAACAGAUUGUAUCCGAUGCUACGGAGUUGAAGCCCCGAGUGAAGGAUCCGGCAACCUUGCUAUCCCAGGAUUAUUUGCAGUACCUUGGAGUUCGGAUUCCAGAAUUGAGACGUGCGAGGAAGACCCCCAAGACUACCACCCACCCCUUGUGGGAUACAGUGCUUGAAAGCAUCUAUAGCGGGAAGCUGGUACCACAAGCCUGGGAUGAUUCAAGGCAUCCUGACUCACCCUCAUCCAACCCCUUCAAGAUCAUUCCAAGCUUAUCUCAAGCCUCUGGUUCCGGCGCUGUGGAUGAUGCCUAUGCUGCUGCUGAUGCCAAUGUCGAGGUCGGAUACCAGUCAGAGGACUCAUCGAAGGAAAGCCUGGGGGGCUUGACGGCCACACUCAUGCGAGAGUACGCUACGAACAUCAAGAUGAUAUGGUCUGGAGACAUUUACGAGAGGUUGAGACGGUACGUGGUGCACAAUGUUCUCCGACUCAAUCUACGACCCCAGAGCGAGGAGAAGCACCGCAUCCAAAAGCGGAAGCGUGCUAUCAAGAAGGCCGAGGAGAUGAAGGAGGCGUCGGCAUCGGCAAGCCAAAAGCGUCGAGAGUCCCUGAGGAACUGGAAAAGGCGAAACCAGGACCUAUUCAAUCAACUUGAUCACGCAUUUGAUACUAGUCGAGACGAGGAGCGCAUCAACAAGAUUUUCGGGCUCAUUGACAUCCAUCAAGAGCGGCGGCCAGGAGUCAAGGAGCAGAACAAGUCACGUGGACUCACCCAAAGCGACGACUACGAGACGGACUCGGAGUUUGACGGCUCAGACGACUCAGACGACGAUAUGGAUACUGAGUUGGUUGUUUCGGGCUCGAGCAAGAGCAGCGAUGAUGUUUUAAGGCCUUGCACUCACACAGCAGAUCAAGAUUGCGAGAUGGGGGUCAUGGAGGAGCAGUCAGAUGCCGGUCGCUCUAUUAAUGCAGAGGCUCAGAGCAGUGGUCCGUCUGAAUCUGUGGCACGCUCCUCAACAGGACCAAAGGAGCCGACAUCAAAGAAGCUCCGAGGUCUAGAAGCAGUAGCUAUCAGGUUGCUGGAAUUGCCAGACUCGAACAUACCCAUCACCGAAGAGACAGUCAAGGCGAAGCUCUACGAGCCUGAGAUGUACAGCACGGAGGAGAUUUUGGCCGUCUUGCGGCUAGUGACAUUACUGAGACCGUUUACCCCUAAGAAGGCCCACUCAGGACCCCAGUCAACUUCCUAUCCAAAGAGCGUCUUGACUUUGGGGCCGUUUGUAAUGACGUACGUCGACUUUUACACAGUACGCAUCAUGGGACGACGGGCGAUAACGGGACCAAACCGCCACUUCACCAACAGUGCGUACGAAGACAAGAAGAAGAAGCAUGUUAAGCCAUCAGGUGUAAUCAACUGGACGUCGGAACUACUGGAAACCGGGCAUACCCCUCAAUCUGCAGCCAAAGCGUCGGAGGAGAUCAAGAUUGUUCAGGAUCGUUUGGUCACAGAGCUACAACCCCUCAAGAAGGGCCUCAAGGCAGCCACGACGGUCAGGAGAGAAAAGGACCGCACCCUUCGUCACUAUGAAGGACACGACCAGAGACACAAAAAGGGAAUCUACCAGAACCUACAGGAGGCACGAAAAGUCGUCAACAACCUGAAGAAGAAGAUCAUUCCUCUCGAGGCUGAGAUCCGGGAAAAGAAGCAGCAACGCUACUAUUACAACAGGUUGUCCAAGGCGACUGCCCCCCCAACAGCACUAUCAGAAGACCCUUCUCCCCUGCCCAUCACGACUGUCACAGAGUCUGUCCCAACUGUUCAACAUCCUGGGAUGCAAGACUUUGUUCAGACAACCUCCAUCAAGCAGCUACUGUUAGAAAUUGAAGACAAGGACCGACAACUACCUGUACCAGGCACUGACAGAGGAUUGGUGACUAUGUCUGAGACUGUCCCCUCCUUGUGGUCAACUCUGGAAUCUUUAUCAAACCGAUACUAUAUUCUCCAUGGUCAUCCCGAUACUCACCACACCGGCAACGACGACGGGGCUUCAGAGCCGCCCACCUCUCACGCUGAUGCUGUGGAUAUGGACAUUGAUGGCACGGACACCCAGCCCUCUCUGCAUUCAGAAUCGAAAGCGCCAUCUCUUCCAGAACGGACUCGGAACGCCAUAACGAUAACAGGCUCUUUAUCCCGGAAGGCAACGAUCGAGGACAUGCGUUUUGCCAAGUCCAACCGCAUCACCGCAAAACAGGUCAAAGAAGUCGGUGGAGUAGGUAGGGCGACUCGAACAAGGGAGCGUUUGCUUCGACAGCCGGAAAAUCAGAGGAUUUCGGAGCUUCACAAGGAGAUAGGAGAAAACUCCGUUUUGAAGGCGCGGACUAUCAGUGAUGUUGACUCUGCACAGGUGACCCGACGAUCAGCUACACAACCCCUUCGCAACUUCGAGGGCAGCAAAAGCUUAGUGAAACAAACCCACCACAAGGAUCUUCAACUGCAGCGAGCAUGGCAGACGAUCGCAGCCGACGAACGACGGAAAAUGCAGGAUUUUUCCAGAGGAACAGGACAGACCCAACCAGCAUCAGUCAACACAGUCGACUCUAUCGAUGGGUGUUGCAAGUGUGGUAGACACCACCUCCCAAUCCGCGUUGGAAGGGCACUCACCUAUCCACAGGAAUGCCCCAGAGAUGCGUUGCCCAUCAUCCCUAUCAUGUUCGUCGGGACGGCAGGAAUCGGAACUGGGAGUCGCAUUGGCGGUCAUCUAAAGUACGGCGGAAAAACGGUCGUUGAGCAACAUGCCCUCUCCGUCCCUGUACUGAUGACCGAUGAAAACAUGACUAGCAAAGUCUGUCCGUUUUGUUUUGCGAUUCUACGCCUCGUCCAGGAACUGAGACUUGUCAACGGAGUCGAGAAGCUGGUCACAAUCAACGGUGCGGUCCAGUGCGAAAACCCCAACUGUGAGAGUGUCCGCGCCGGUUAUGCACGUCGAGGCAGGGAUAGCAAUGCAUGUGUCAACAUUGCACUGGCGGGAUUCACGACAAUCAUGAGCGACAACAGACAGCCACUUCCUCCCUACAGGAGAUCAACGCGUCCAGAGGGCGCCACCCCUUCAGAACCCCAGUCUCUCGCUACUGGAACACAACAAACAUCGAGCACUUCGACAACGGACCCAUUGACAACAAUGGCUUCCCGCGACGCUGCUGAUGAGCUAGCCUAG